Trichoplax adhaerens is the source of this 973-nucleotide messenger RNA. RefSeq lists its product as hypothetical. The transcript has 6 exons. The coding region runs from base 1 to 828 and encodes 275 amino acids. The record is from RefSeq and is a predicted model, not a curated record. Lineage: Eukaryota; Metazoa; Placozoa; Uniplacotomia; Trichoplacea; Trichoplacidae.
AUGGAGGCCAUCGCAGAGUGGUUUCGUGAAGCUUUCGUCUCUGGUGUUGAUUUUACCAUAGAAGGCAAUGGAGGGCCUGAUUGUGUUAAUUUAAUGAGUAUGCAACGUCGAAUUAUCGAGACGAUAGCUUUUGUUGUUGUUUGCUCGUGGCUAUGGCAGUAUGGAUAUCGACGUUUCGAUCUCUACCGUACACCACUACCUAAAUCUCGUUUUGGAACUUCCGAUCCAUUUGGCAAGAGGUUGCUAUUAGUUACUCUCUGUGUAGUCUUUGGCAUGGAAUUAGGCUUUAAAUUUGCUACUCGACAAGUUAUUUUCAUCGUGAAUCCAUGCCAUGUUUUUACGACUAUGCAGAUCAUUUUUAUGAUAGCCAAGCCAAGCCGAAGGGUUACAUUUUGGUUCAGGCUUCAUAUCCAUAUGCUUUAUGGAGCUUUUCUAGCGGUUGCUUUUCCAGUAGUAAACACUCGCUUUCUUCAUAUGGAAGUGAUAACGUAUUGGAUACAGCAUAUCUUAAUCUUAUUCAUUGUUCCGGCCUAUUUGAUUUCACUAGGAGGUGUAUAUAGCGUAGAGAAGUGGAAUGAUUGGAACUAUGUAGCAAUGGCCGCUGGUAUAUUCUUACCGUAUAAUAUGAUAUUUUUGCAAUUCUUGGGAGUGUACCUUGAAAUCAAUCUGUGUUCCAUGGUCUGUAAUGCUGUUUCCGAUCCUUUUGCUGGACCCAAUUAUAAAAUUUACGGCUUGCUUUACAUGCCUUUGCUAUCUAUGUUUUUCGGCAAGCUAAUGACUCUCUUAUACUCUGUCUUUGUACCAAUUGAGAGGGAAAAGAGCAAUUAAAAUAUAAGUAAGGUCACUGCAAUUGUCAGCUCAUUAGUUGUUCAAUAGCUUUGCAUCGAACAAAUUUAAUCCUAGCAAAAAAGAUAAUCUGAUGUCGUCGGCAACUAUUCCGUAACAUCAGUUUAAAUAAAGUGAGAAGAUAUUU